ACGCGCGCGCGCACGCACACUCCAGCUGCCAUGAGCAGCGCCGCACUUCUCUCAGAGCAGCACUUUAAACACAUACGCGUACACACACACACACACACACACACACAGAAGCGGAUUUCUCUCCUGCUCUCCUGCGCGUCUGAGUCUCAGGAUGUGUGAGACACCGCUGAUGAAAGCUGCGCGCGUCGUGCGUAAAGAGCGCGAGCGCUGUCCGCGGUGCUGAAGACCGGCACGAGCGCAAAGGGCUUUUCCCGGAGUGCGUGCGAGAGUGUGUGUGUGUGUGAGUGUGUGUGUGUACUGAAACCUCGCCAUGACUCGGAAGAGGUUGCGGUGUGUGGCUGUGCGGGGAUUCCUGGCGUGGGAAGUGGCGCUUUUAGUGAGUCUGGUGGCCACAAAGGACCCUGAAAGUCCUCGGGGGAGAGCCGUACCCAUGUCUCCCUCAGACUUUCUGGACAAGCUCAUGGGAAGGACCUCGGGCUACGACGCCAGAAUUAGACCAAACUUCAAAGGUCCACCUGUGAAUGUGUCCUGUAACAUAUUCAUCAACAGUUUUGGGUCCAUCGCUGAGACGACUAUGGAUUACAGAGUGAACAUCUUCCUGCGACAGCAGUGGAACGAUCCACGUCUGGCCUACAGCGAGUACCCAGAUGACUCUCUUGACCUUGACCCCUCCAUGUUAGACUCCAUCUGGAAGCCGGAUCUGUUCUUUGCCAAUGAAAAAGGUGCACACUUUCACGAAGUCACCACCGACAACAAGCUGUUGAGGAUAUUCAAGAACGGCAAUGUCCUUUAUUCUAUAAGAUUGACCCUGACACUUUCGUGUCCAAUGGAUCUGAAGAAUUUCCCCAUGGAUGUACAGACAUGCAUCAUGCAGCUGGAGAGCUUCGGCUACACGAUGAACGAUCUGAUCUUUGAGUGGCAGGAGAACGGACCCGUGCAGGUGGCUGAAGGACUCACGCUUCCUCAGUUCAUCCUGAAGGACGAGUCUGAUCUCAGAUACUGCACCAAGCAUUACAAUACAGGAAAGUUCACAUGCAUCGAGGUGCGUUUUCACCUGGAGAGGCAGAUGGGUUAUUAUCUGAUCCAGAUGUACAUCCCCAGUCUGCUCAUCGUCAUCCUCUCCUGGGUGUCCUUCUGGAUCAACAUGGACGCUGCUCCUGCUCGCGUAGCUCUGGGCAUCACCACAGUGCUCACUAUGACCACACAGAGCUCUGGCUCCAGAACCUCUCUGCCUAAGGUUUCCUACGUGAAGGCCAUAGAUAUCUGGAUGGCCGUGUGUUUACUCUUCGUGUUCUCGGCUCUGCUGGAGUACGCAGCGGUGAACUUUGUCUCGAGGCAGCACAAGGAGCUGCUGCGGUUCCAUCGGCGGAGAAAGAAGUCGAGAAAGGAGGAGGAAGUGCGUGAAAGCCGUCACAGUUAUGCCCCGAACGCAGGGAAAGACAUCCCGAUGGCCAAAUCCACCAAUAACACGGGCUCUAACUCGCUCCAGGCCCAGACGAGCGCUAACAUCACUAGUAAGAGUCCAGAAGAGAUGAGGAAGAUCUUCAUCGACCGCGCCAAGAAGAUCGACACCAUCUCACGUGCUGGAUUUCCUCUGGCCUUCCUCUUCUUCAACAUUUUCUACUGGGUUCUGUACAAAAUCCUACGGCACGACGUCCACAAACCCUAAACACGGAGCCUGACCGGGUGGGCGGAGCUUCAGCCUGACGGACAGCUACAUACGUGAUUAUAUAUUAUAUAUACAUACAUGAUAUGUACUCAACUGUCGUCAUUGGGACCAGGAAGUGUUACAGUGACAUGGACCACAUGGUCACAACACGCACACACUAUGCAACUGAGAGACAUCAUGGAGCAACACAACACACACACACACACACAUACACACACUUGCACACACUCACACACACUCAAUCCCCAAGCCUCCCUGGAUCUCACUCUUUGCUCUCGUCAUCUCUCUCGUGUCCUACAGCCUGUUACUGCCAGCGUAGUGUUUUAAUACAACACGAUUCAAAAAUAGAAACGUACACAAGUUACAUAAAAGAUAAAGGAAAUAGAUCAAUGUUCUUUUUCUAUGAUUAUAAAAUAAUUUUAUACUCCAAAGACUAGAAUCAUCCCCUUAAAUGAAGGCUUAAAGGAUUUUUUUAUUAAUUUAUCCAAGUCUGAUUGAUGAGUGUGGGAAUGUAUAGUUUAUAUUUUAAAAGGCGCAUGCUUUUAGUUUCAGGUUGCAAAUGUAGCUGGUGGUUUUAAAAAGAAAUACAUAUAGAGAAAGUAGUAAAAAUUCAGCGUAGUACACAAAGUUUCCAGAGAAACUGGACAUUUGGGUAAUUUUCUCAUUUAAACAGAUCAUCCAGUUUGAAUAUCUAAUGAAGAAUAACUAACCUAAUGUCCAACACAUCCUGUUUCUCUCUACACGUUGUGUACUACACUGAACUUUUACUACAUCCACUAUCAUUACUGCACUUACAUGCUAUAUACUGUACUGUACAGAAGCCUUAGGCACCAGUAACCACAUGCUAUAAAGCAAAAAAACAUAAAAGAUCUACUGUAAAGAGCAGAAAACAGUAAUAACGUAAACAAGGUCAAUAUUUGAUGUUAUACAUACAUACAACCGUUUGCUUUAAAUGCAUUAGUGGUCUCGGGCACAUUUUGUGUAUGUUUAGAAGGAAAGCAGCUGGUAAGUUUUUGUUUUGUUUUGUUUCUUUUUUUUUUUUUUCUUUUUUUUUUGAGCAUCUUGGAGAAUCUGAUGCAGUUCUUCUGAAGACUCUGAUUCUUUUUUUUUCUUUUUUUUUCCCCCCCAGAUAAUCAGAUAAUCCCUGAUGACCUUCAGAAAAGAGAAAGAGAGCUAUUGCGCAAUAUAUUACUUUCCUAUAACAUUUAAGUUUUGUUGUAAUGCUUGGAAAUUUAAAAUGUUUUGUCACUGCAGAAAGCAAACAUCUAAGGAAAAAAAUUGCUUAAAAAAAUUUGGACGCCUAAGAUUUGCACAGCACUGUACAGUAUAUGUGUGUGUGUGUGUGUGUGUGUGUGCGCGUGUGUGCGCGCUAAAUUCAUUUCCCUUUCAGUUGCAUGCACUUGACAUAAUGUGAACGCUUAAUGUGAAAUUGUAUAUAAUAAUAAUAAUAAUAAUAAUAAUAAUAACCAUGAAUAUUAAACAAAAAAAAUGAAACGUUGCGAUGACUGUAUGUUAUCAGGUAAAGUCCAUUUUUUGUUUUGUUGUUUGUUUGUUUUGUUUUGUUUUGUUAUUUAAUAUCUGUAAGUUCCAGGGAAGUCGAAGUUGUCUCCCACUAUUCAAAACAUUUUUUGUAAUUAAUCUCCAUUAAACUCUGCGUAUUAAUGAACUACAUCAUAUCACACUAAAGCAGCUCUGAAUUGAAUUAAACUAAAUCAUUUGCUUUAAACGUAUCUCUCAUACAGUAUAUUUUGUUCAUUUGUUUUUGUUCAUUUUAUUUAUUUAUGCAAAUGAGGCUUCAUCUAAUUGAAGUGCAUAUAUUUGCAUACUCGUUAAAACCAAAAAUCCUCUAAUAGUCCUUUGGAUGAAGUUGGGAUUAACAUUUUUUAAUGUUUAUUUCACUGUGAAGACGCUCUCAAGAGAAAGAUUUUGUUCUUAUAAAAAAUGUUUUGGGUCAUUUUUCAUUACAAAAACUAAUGUAAAUCAAACAAUGUAAUAGGUUCCUCAAUAGGAACAGGAAUAAGAUUUCAUGAAUGCAGAAACCGCAUUUAUUUGUUCUGAAUGGAGAAAAAUGAUUUUGAGAGAAUUUCUUUAAUACAGUGCAGUUUAAUGUUUCCUCUCUGGUUAAUCGGGAUGCAAACCUCAGGCUCCCACAUGAUAUGAUGCCAUUUUGAUUCUUAAGGCAAUGCUUUGAUAUUUGAUGAUGCUACUGAAUCUGAAUCUGAAUCAUACGAUACAAUUUGAUUUUGAUUCGAUUCGAUUCAAUUCAGCAUCCUCUGAUUAAUGUGUGACCAAAUUUGUUCAGAAUCUGGAGUAGGCCUAAAGUUAAUUUGCGAAUGAUGAUGACAAAGGACUAUUUCAAAAGUAUCAGUGAUGUAGGCACGUCACUUUUUUAAUAAGAAUCAAUUUAUAAUCAAUUAUAAUUGGUAAUAAUUGAUUUAUAAUUGUUGCCAAGAUUCAUUUCAGUCAUAGCCUUUUACAUCAACGAAUCACAAAUUGUCCGAUCAUUACAUCCCUGCUAGUUUGCAUUGUUUAUAAAGUUUAUAAAGGAAAUUGACAUGUAUAUCAUAAUGACAUGUCAAUUAUAUAUGUCAGGAAACAAGCUUUUCUUCCUAGGAUGUACUGUAUGAAAUGAAAUAAUUGGGAAGUGGGCGGAGCUUCAAGCCAACUGGUCGAAAAUGAGUGGACACAAAACAGUGAAAUAAAUACUUUUCUGUUAUAGAUGUAAUUUAGAAUAAAUCUGAAAAAUGAUUGACAGGAACAAAAUUGUUGUAUCUAUCUGUAGUGUUGUUAAAAAAAACAAAUUAAUUUUAUAAACAAUGUCUGUCACCACCACAGAGCGGGACGAUCUUUGGAUCCGUACUAGUUUCUCAGUAAUACUCGCUCACAGUAAUCAGGACCAGUCAUCCAUAUCACUUCAAUUUUCCCUUUAACAAAAGCAGCACUGUUCAGUAACACACUGCCAGUCUCCAAUACUAAUCACCGUGCCUGAUAGCCAGUACUGCCCAUGUGUUUGAAAUUAAUAGCAGAACCAGAUUUUAGGAUAAUAUGAUAUUUAUUUGGUUCAUAUGAUGUAUAGGAGGUGUGUUUCCUUUCUCCUACAACACUGCCAGUACUCAUUGCAGUUUCAAUUGUAUUUCUAUAGCGCUUUUAACAACAGACAGAAAAGCCAGCUGUAGAUUUAGAUCCAGUGUGGUGACGAAAAACUACCUGAGAUGACGUGAGGAAGAAACCAUAACUCAAAAGGGAGUGCAGAUUGUGAAUAAGAGCGCUGAGAUGAGCACAAGGCAGAGUUUAUGAUUUAGGAUUGUAAGUCAAACAUCGGAUGCAUGAGACGCGUGGUUGAAGUAUGAAUGUGUGUACAUUUCUUUUAAAAGAAAAUGUAAUGAAUGUGAGCUGCAUGUCUGGCAUAUCUAGAAUAGGUAAAGAAUCAUUUAAAAACAGUGGUAGUCCAGAAAUUAAAUCAAAAGUCCACCCUGAAACACAUUAAAUACUUCUACAGUGAAAUAUUUAUGAUGUGUUUAGCAGUUCUGAUGCUAAUACGUUGAUUGGUGCUGUGUUAUUCCUGUACAAAGUUAGCAGAUGUGGGUUGCUCUGAUGUCACAGGAGGACAUUGUUAUUGCUAGCACACUUACAAUGGAGUUUAACAGGAGAAAACAAAUCAACAGUCUCAAACAUAAGGAAGAACGAUCAGGUUUCACAGUUAGCUCCUAAAGAAAAUGUGUAUGAGACUUUGGUGCAAAUGCUGGACUCACUGUCCCAGAAUGCAAUGCAGAUUCAGCUCGGCUAGUUAGCGAUCUAUGAGAUCGAUAUUAGCAAUAUUAGCAUGAACGUUGGUGCUUUGGAAGCUGAUCUGUUCGAGCAGAGCGUACACAUGGGGAAGUGAGAGAGCUGGACAGACUAAAGGAUUAAAGCACCGCUGCAUCGCUUUCUUUAGCAGAGAUAAAGUGAAGCCAGCACCACUAUCAGCGGGUAAUCGAGCGGGCAUUGUGGGUAAUGUAGGAAACAGUUAAUGAAGUGAAGGCUGAACAUCACAUAUGGAGUAUGAAUCUCGAUAUGAAUGUGGUUCAGGGUGGAUUUUCUUCCUUUAAUGGUGUGAACCAGUGACCUGAAGGUUGUGAGUUCAAUCUCAGCACUGCCUCAAAACCACUUUUUGGCUGUUAGGCGAGAUUUUAUUCUGCCUACCUUAUAUAUCACUUGGAUAUGAAGAUAUUACAAAUAUCAAGUGUAUCUUUCUGUUGAUUCUGUUGAUCAGUGUGGUUCUGUUGCAGAGGUUACUAGUAACAGAACUUUGAAUAAAGUUGGGAAAAUAGGGGAAAUAAUUACUAAAGCAGUGAAGAAAAGGUAAACAAUAAUGGUGAAAUAAAUUAUUUAAUAAUCAACAGAAAAUAUAUUACUAUAUACUCUUAUGUACAAAUUGAUCUGUCUGAUGUAAUUUAUGGAAAUCCCCAUAAAAUUAUACAUAUAUCUCCAGUAUUUAUUUUCAUUUGCACAUAACACUUUGAUAUGCCUCAUAAAUAUAAUGAAUAUAAUGAACUUUUUAUUUAACAUAAAAAUUUAGAGAGUAAAACAUUUAACAGUGACAGAUUUACAUCACACUGCUACAGAGACGAGAUGUUUGUGUACAUUUCUAAUGCAAAUGUUUAAUAAUUUAUUUUGUACGCUUGUUAUGCAUGAACCAGUUAUGAUAUUGAUGUAUAUUACAUUUUUUCCAAUGUGAACUGGACCUGUCCUACUGUUCCUGCUGAGAGAGAGAGAGAGAGAGAGAGAGAGAGAGAGAGAGAGAGAAGCUCAGAUGUUAUCUUCUGUAAAUAAUUUUCUCAUAUCUAAUAAAGUUCUGUACAAAACAAGUGGAAAUAAACAAAUGAAUGAAUGAAAGGUGGGAUGUUUUCCAUCACAUGGGUGCGUGUUAUUACCUAGCAUCACAUACAGUCAUGAAAAAUGAAUCUUAAAGGUUCUUUAAGUAAUUCAGGGUUCUUAGCUUUGUAAACAGGUUCUGGUUGAAACCGCUGUUCCUAAUGACCAAUCACUGAUCACCACUGUUCCUAAUGACCAAUCACUGAUCACCAUUGUUUCCAAAGACCAAUCACUGAUCACCACUGUUCCUAAUGACCAAUCACUGAUCACCAUUGUUUCCAAAGACCAAUCACUGAUCACCAUUGUUUCCAAAGACCAAUC
Pangasianodon hypophthalmus (striped catfish) is the source of this 6844-nucleotide messenger RNA. It is a transcript of the gene glra3, whose product is annotated as glycine receptor, alpha 3. Gene Ontology annotation, cellular component: plasma membrane; synapse; neuron projection. The record is from RefSeq and is a predicted model, not a curated record. NCBI's taxonomy places the organism in Eukaryota, Metazoa, Chordata, Actinopteri, Siluriformes, Pangasiidae. The transcript has 9 exons. Gene Ontology annotation, molecular function: chloride channel activity; transmitter-gated monoatomic ion channel activity; glycine binding. The coding region runs from base 311 to 1669 and encodes 452 amino acids. Gene Ontology annotation, biological process: nervous system process; chemical synaptic transmission; regulation of membrane potential.